This is a messenger RNA of Bombina bombina (fire-bellied toad), 953 nucleotides long. RefSeq names its product zonadhesin-like. The transcript is spliced from 5 exons. The coding region runs from base 425 to 877 and encodes 150 amino acids. The record is from RefSeq and is a predicted model, not a curated record. Lineage: Eukaryota; Metazoa; Chordata; Amphibia; Anura; Bombinatoridae.
CCUUAACCUGAGCCUGCUCUCUGUAAGAUUUACCUUACUACUUCUGUUUGUUGGAUUCCUCUACACCUGCUAGCUGGAUUUUUGUUGUCAUCUCUCCUUCCUGCCUGCUUCUCCCUCAAGAAGAUUCAGCUAUUUCAAAAGCCUCAUUCAUACCUUUACCUCUAACUCAGUUUCCCCUGCAGCUCACCGGCCUUGGGAUUCAAUUUUCACUGAGCUCCACUUCCUCAUGCUGUGACGUCAUCAGCCAGCUGCUACUGAGCCUCCCUGCUCCCUCUGGCAAGUCGCCAUUACAACCCGGUGUUUGCAACUAUCAUUAUAACAGUCCUGUUAGGGAAGGAAAUAGAACUUUUUGCACAGCAAGAUACAGGUCCAAAUCAGCAAGCGACUGCUGAAGAGCACAAGAUCAUCACUGGGACAGGGAAAGAUGCUGCACAACACAGUCAUUAUUCUGUUGCUGGCAAUGGUACUGCCUUUGACUUAUGUAAAAGCUGAAUCAUACCCAUUGAAACCUGAGCCAAAAUGUGGCGUUAAUGAGCAAUAUUAUACUGAAUGUAUGCCCUGUCCCAAACAUUGUGGAAAUAAAGAGAUCAUGUGCAAAAUACCUUGCAAACCUGGCUGUGGCUGCAAACCUGGUUAUUUCAUGGCGAGUUCCUUAUCACCACAAUGCAUUCCUGAAGCAAAAUGUGAGAAAUGUGGCAAGCUUGAAGUGUAUGAUGAGUGCACUGCUCACUGCUAUGACACCUGUGAUGGUCCAGUUAUCUGUACCAAAAUUUGUACAUCUGGUUGUAAAUGCAAGAAUGGCUAUGUCAAUAACAAUGGAAGUUGCAUCUUGCCCUCAAAGUGUCCAAAACCGACCAAAGGCUACAUUAUACCAUGAUGUGAAUUUUAUGUUUUCAAAUGCCCUUGGGUUAUGCACAACUUCAAUUGAGAAAAUAAAACAAACUUUCAAUAUA